Molecule: messenger RNA, 760 nt
Organism: Papilio xuthus (Asian swallowtail)
Lineage: Eukaryota; Metazoa; Arthropoda; Insecta; Lepidoptera; Papilionidae
Product: DNA-directed RNA polymerase II subunit rpb1-like
Exons: 3
Coding region: 61-696 (211 amino acids)
Source: RefSeq, a predicted model, not a curated record
AUUCACUUGUGCUCACAUUGUGUCAGUUCCCGCUUCGCUGCGACGUCACAUACUAGCAAAAUGAACUUUCUGGUCCUGACCGUGCUGGUCGCGGCGCAGCUUGUGGCUGCGAGCAGCGGCCCGGCUCCGACGGAGCAGACGCGCGCCCGCCGCAGCUUCCAGCACUAUGCGACCCCGCAGCUCUACGGCAACGGAAAUCAGUACUACACGUCGCAGACGGGGUACGAGGUGUCGCCACAGCUGUACUCCGAGCAGAUCUCCCCCAAAUAUUACAACUCUAGAACAGUGUCUCAGGGUUCCGUAUACCGGCUGCCCUCCUCCUCUACAUACUACCCCUCCUCGCAGACGUACACGCAGUACACAUCUGCGCCGCGCGUGCAGUACGGAGUGCAGGCGGCGCCGGCAUACGCGCAGGUGUCCGCGCGUGCCCUCUACAACGCGGAGCACACGGAGCACGCCUCCUCCUCCUCACACUAUCGUCUGCAGGCCGCCGUGCCCGCCGCUGUCUCCUACGCUCAGCCCUCAGCGCAGUACGCGCAGCCCUCCGUGCAAUAUGUGCAGUCAACAUCCCAGUACGUUCAGCCCUCCUCCGCGCAAUACAUUCAGCCCUCCGUGCAAUACGUGCAGAACACCGCACAGUACGCGCAACCCUCCUGGCAGCAGGGAACAUGGACCGCCAACAACCCGUGGUGUUGACGACCCUUUUAUAUAAGAUUUAAGAAAUAAAAUUAUUUUACAAAAUUUUGUUCGCAUUCUUAAA